CCCUAAGUUUUGCUUUCCCUUCUCUCUCUCUCUCUAGAUUUUGUGCUCCCUCACUGGCACUUGAGCUCCCCACUUCCAAAGCUAGAGCGAGAAACACCCAGAAAAUGGCCAUCAAACCUCCUCUCCUCCUCCUCCUCCUCUCUCUCAUCGCCACCUCCGCCUCUCUCUCCUCCGCCCACAACAUCACAGAGAUGCUCUCCGCCUUUCCUGAUUACUCUCUCUACAACUCCUACCUCACCCAGACCAAGCUCUGCGACGAGAUCAACACUCGCCAAACCCUAACAGUCUUCGUCCUCAACAAUGCUGCCAUGUCGGCCCUCGCGAAGCACCCGCUCUCUGUCGUCAAGAACGUUCUCUCUCUCCUGAUCGUCCUCGACUACUUCGACAACCAGAAGCUCCACUCCAUCACCGACGGCUCAAUGCUCUCCACCACCCUCUACCAGACCACCGGCGAUGCCAAGGGGAACUUCGGCUUCGUCAACAUCACCGAUCUCAAGGGCGGCAAGGUAGGGUUCGGCUCUGCCGCCCCUGGUUCGCCACUGGAUUCGACUUACACAAAGAGUGUGAAGCAAGUGCCGUACAACAUAUCAGUAAUGGAGAUCAGUGCGCCCAUUAUUGCGCCUGGGUUGCUCUCGGCUCCGGCACCUUCGGUCUCUCAGGUUAAUCUGACUGCAACCCUAGAAAAGGCGGGGUGUAAAAUCUUCGCCUCUCUUCUCGCUAGCUCAGGGGUUCUCAAGAAUUAUCAGGACGCCAUGGAUAAGGGCCUAACCAUUUUAGCUCCCAACGAUGAGGCCUUCAAGAAGCCCGAAGUGCCGGAUACCGCCGGCAUGCGGGUUGCGCAGCUCGUGUCUCUGCUUGAGUACCAUGCGCUUCCCAGCUACAGCCCCCCGGGUGCCCUAAAGGCCGCUACCGGCCCCGUCUCGACCCUUGCCAGCGGCGUGCGGAAGUUUGCCUUCCGAGUUGCCACUUCCGGCGACGAGGUGACGCUCGACACUGGGGUCGACAAGUCGAGAAUAGCGAGCACGGUUCUGGACGACGCCCCGCUCUGCAUCCUGACGGUAGACAAUGUGCUAUUGCCCGAAGAACUUUUCCCACACGCGCCGGCUUCAGCCCCAAGUCCCGUCCCGGUCAGUGCGCCGGCCCCAAGCCCAGUGGCUGAGGCACCGAGCCCAGUUGCAGAGGUGCCUGCGCCGGCUGCAGCAUCACCUCCAGCUCCAACGGCUGCCGGGUCCGAAGCCUCACCUUCGGAGGCGCCUGCCGAAUCCGCAGACUCGAAGGGGGCUUCUUCUGGGGACAAAGCGAGGCCACUCUGUACGGCUGCUGCUCUGGUUUUCGGAUCUUUUGCUUGCUUCUUACUAUUGUUGUUGUAGUUGGGUGGUUUUUCGAGCUUGGUUUUCUCUCUUCGGGUGGUUUCAUUUGUGUUCAUGAGUUUCAUUACUUAUUCUCUCUCCUCUCUCUCAUGUUUUUGAGUCCCUUUUGUUACUCUCCAUUUUGGUUCUCUGUGUGUAAUUUUCAUGUUGGGGUUUUUGAGUGGGGGCUGUAAUGGCUGAUUUUGGUUAUUUAUGUACUUGUAUUCCAUGGAUGUAUGUCCGCCACUGGUUUUUAGUGUUGUGGCUCUGGUUUGCUUCACCAGGGGAAGAAGAGACAUUAUCACCAUUUUUACAUUGUUAGCGUUCGAAUUCUUGAGUUUUUGUUCAUGGGUUUUAGUGUUGUGGCUCUGGUUUUGUCUCACCAGAGGAAGAAGAGACAUUAUCACCAUUUUUACACUGUUA
Messenger RNA from Amborella trichopoda, 1772 nucleotides. Its product is annotated as fasciclin-like arabinogalactan protein 8. The record is from RefSeq and is a predicted model, not a curated record. Gene Ontology annotation, cellular component: plasma membrane. Lineage: Eukaryota; Viridiplantae; Streptophyta; Magnoliopsida; Amborellales; Amborellaceae.